Messenger RNA from Oncorhynchus keta (chum salmon), 4591 nucleotides. RefSeq names its product vascular endothelial growth factor receptor 3-like. NCBI's taxonomy places the organism in Eukaryota, Metazoa, Chordata, Actinopteri, Salmoniformes, Salmonidae. Gene Ontology annotation, biological process: protein phosphorylation; positive regulation of kinase activity; multicellular organism development. Gene Ontology annotation, cellular component: signaling receptor complex. Gene Ontology annotation, molecular function: ATP binding; transmembrane receptor protein tyrosine kinase activity. The record is from RefSeq and is a predicted model, not a curated record.
UCCUUUUUUUUUUUUUUUUUAACAGGAAAAUAGGAAAAGGUUUAUUUUAGUUUUCUCCAUUUCACCCAGCACAUCCUCCCCGUGCGGUUCUAAUGACAGAGUCACCGCUUCCCACUUCCACGCGCACCUGAGUUUGUCCCGUUAUCCCUCGCCGAGUUGUAUUUGACCCCCUUUUUCUCUGCGGCUCUUGCAGUCAAACACGCGACGUUUUGUAGUAAAAAUAAUAAUCGGUUAAACCUUCGCAGGACUGGAGAAUUGGAAAUGAAGAGAGAUUUGACGUGUUUCUGUCGGAUUUGGUUUGGGAUCGCUGCUUCUUCAGGGUUGGUGAUUGGCUAUUCUAUGACUCCGCCCACCCUUGACAGCCCCAAAGAAGACCUUGUGAUCCACGCAGAUGAAACACUGACCAUUACAUGCAGGGGUCAGCGUACUCUGUCCUGGGUGUGGCCUGAGACGACCCUGGUGGGAGAGGAGCUGACUGACCGUCAGGCCGGACCCUGGCCCAGCAGAGCCCCAGGGAGAGAGGCCGAGACUGGGUCUGGAACCCCUGUUUGUACCCCCGGGGCUGGAGUUGUGGGAGACCAUCCCGUGGCUGCGGAGGGGACUGGUACGCCUGCUUCGGUCCCUGUCCAGAGAAGGGGAGUCAGCAUCCUGGAGUGUCCAGGGGAGCCUGGAAGGCCGUAUUGCAAGACCCUGGUCCUCACUGGAGCUAAAGGGAAUGAUACAGGGUACUACCGCUGUUACUACAGAGAUGUCAAGGCCGUCAUCGACGGGACCACGGCUGCUACUCUAUAUGUGUUUGUCAGAGAUUUGGAGCAGCCUUUCCUCAGGAGAAACGGAGGGAGCAACGGGGACCUGGAGACCAUCUUCAUAUCAAGAUCCUCCACUCACGUCACAGUACCUUGUCUGGUCACUGUGCCCGACCUCAACGUCACACUUUAUCUGUGGGAGACAAUGUCUAUGCCCCUGGAGGAUGAGGGUAUGGUGUGGGACAGUAAAAGAGGCUGGUCCAUCCCUAGACAAACCUUAGACUCCAGACCGUUCCUCUUCGGAUUGUACUGCCAAGCUGGACUACAGGGGAGAGUGUACCGCUCUCCCCACUACGUGGUUCACUUCACAGGAAGUCAGCUUUACGACGUCAAGCUGUAUCCAGAGGACUCGGUGGAGCUGAUCAUGGGGGAGGCCCUGACGCUCAGCUGUAAUGCCACGGUAGAGUUUGGCAUGUUUGUCGAGUUCCAGUGGUCCUAUCCUGGAAAACAGAUGAACAGUACAGUGGGCAUAGUGCACAAGCGUAAUUCUCUCUCUCGGUUCACGGAGGCCGUCAGCAUCCUGACCGUCCAAAGUGUCAACCUCACCGACACUGGCACUUACACCUGCUCUGCCAUCACUGUGGAGAAAAAAAUGGAUCUGGCAACUCAAGUCAUAGUGCACGAGAAGCCAUUCAUCAGCCUAGACUACAGGAGCAGCCCGGUCGUCGAGGCAACGUCAGGACAGAAGUCCUUUAAACUGUUAGCCAAGGUGUCAGCAUACCCCAGACCUGACAUACAGUGGUAUAAAGGUGAUAAGUUGAUCAGCCGUCGUCCAGAGUUCAACAGGAUGCGUCUCCAUCAGCACUUUAACUUAGAGAUCAGAGACGUUCACCCUGAGGAUGCUGGGAACUACACCGUCCUCCUCAAGAACACCGCGGCCUUGCUGGAGAGGAGAAUCACCAUCACACUCAUCGUCAACGUUCCCCCUCAGAUCCAUGAGAAGGAAAUAGCGGCACCAUCUAGCCCAUAUCGCCGUGGCAGCAGCCAGACCCUCACCUGUACAGGGUACGGACGUCCCGCCCCCAACAUCACCUGGCAGUGGAGGAGAUGGAGCCCCUGUGGCCUCAACAGCACCCACCGCAUGAGUCGGAGGGAUCGUAAGCCACGAAGAGGACAGCGUCUCAGACCUCAGAACUGGCAGGACCUGGACUCACAGAACACCGUUAAUGAAAUAGAAAACAUCCAGACGUCAGUCGAAGUGGUGGACGGGAGGCAGAAGAUAGUCAGCAGACUGGUGAUCCAGAACGCCAGUGUAUCAGUCAUGUAUAAAUGUUCUGCUAACAACAAAGUGGGUAAAGACCAGAAGCUGAUAUACUUCUAUGUGACCACUAUCCCAGAAGGGUUCAGUGUAGAGCUGGGUCCGUCUGAGGAACCUCUGGAGCAGGAGGAAGUGUCGCUAAGCUGCAUCGCUGACAACUACACCUACGAACAGCUCACCUGGUACAGACUGGACCCACAGGCGCUGCAGGAUGAGCGUGGUAAACCCCUGGAGCUGGACUGUCGUAGUGUCCACCUGUAUGCUGACCGCCUGGAUGGACAACUGGCCUAUCAGGAGCAGUCUAACAGCUGGGUCCUGGAGAUGACUAUAGCGAGCAUCACACUACAGGAUGAAGGGAACUAUGUCUGUGAGGUUCAGAAUAGGAGGAGCCGAGAGAAACACUGUCUACGCAAAUACAUAUCGGUUAAAGCUCUAGAAGCCCCCUGGUACAGACACAACCCGACCAAUCAGACAGUGAACAUCAGUGAGUCUCUCCUGAUGGAGUGUGAUGUAAUGGGAACUCCUUCACCACACCUCUCCUGGUUCAAAGACAACCAGCCCCUGCACCAAAUGUCAGGACUGCAGCUACAGGACGCCAACAGGACGUUGAGUAUCCAGCGAGUCAGAGAAGAGGACGCCGGUCUCUACACCUGCACCGCCUGUAAUCAGAGGGGCUGCGCACACUCCUCCGCCGCCGUCACAGUGCUGGGUUCCAGUGACAGGGCUAACGUGGAGAUCGUGAUUCUGAUUGGGACAGGCGUCUUCGCUGUGUUCUUCUGUGCUCUACUCAUCCUCAUCUUCUGCAACGUCAAACGGGUGAACCCAGCAGACAUAAAGACAGGCUAUCUGUCCAUCAUAAUGGACCCCGGGGAGGUUCCUCUGGAUGAGCAGUUUGAAUACCUCUCGUACGACUCCUCCCAGUGGGAGAUAUCUGUGGACAAACUACGACUAGGGAAGGUGUUGGGUCAUGGAGCGUUUGGGAAGGUCAUCGAGGCCUCCAUCUUUGGAAUCAGCAAGAAGAGCAGCCUGGACACUGUGGCGGUGAAGAUGUUGAAAGAGGGAGCGUGUGCCAGUGACCACAAGGCUCUGAUGUCAGAGCUGAAGAUCCUGAUCCACAUUGGGAACCAUCUUAACGUGGUCAACCUCCUGGGGGCAUGCACCAAACCCAGCGCCCCCCUCAUGGUGGUGGUGGAGUACUGCAAGUAUGGGAACCUGUCCAACUACCUGAGAGCCAAGAGAGAGUUCUUCCUACCUUACAGGGACCGCUCCCCUAAGACUCAGAGCCAGGUGAGACGCAUGAUAGAGGCGGGACAAGUGGAGCAGAGAGCCCGCCUCCCACCUUCCACAUCCUCCUCCUCUAUUGGCAGCCCUCAGAGUCAGUCAUCCAGCAAGUCCAAUCAGAAGAGCCGCUCUCCUGCUGUGGAAAAGAUGGAAGACCUAUGGAAGACUCCUCUCACUAUAGAAGAUCUGAUCUGCUAUAGUUUCCAGGUGGCCAGAGGAAUGGAGUUCCUGGCCUCGCGAAUGUGUAUCCACAGGGACCUUGCAGCGUACAUCAGGAACAUCCUGUUACCAGAGGAUCUUUACAUCAGGGAGAACAACGUGGUGAAGAUCUGUGACUUUUCAGGGCCAACAGCAAACCUAACGGCAGAGGAGCUUUACAUCAGGGCCAACACAUCUGCCCGUCUGCCACUGAAGUGGAUGGCUCCAGAGAGUAUAUUUGACAAGGUCUACACCAGCCAGUCUGACGUCUGGUCCUUUGGUGUUCUACUCUGGGAGAUCUUCUCUCUGGGUGCAUCUCCGUACCCAGGUGUCCAGAUCGAUGAGGACUUCUGUAAACGACUGAAAGAUGGAACCAGGAUGAGAGCUCCUGAAACAGCAUCUCCUGAGAUCUAUGGUAUAAUGCUGGCCUGCUGGCAGGGCGAGCCCCGAGAGAGACCUCCCUUCCAAGCCCUGGUAGAUAUCCUGGGAGACCUACUACAGGAUGACAGCCUACCAGAUGGUAAGGACUACAUCCCCCUGAAUCCAUCCCAGAGCUCUGAGGAAGACAGCUUCUCUCAGGCCUCAUCACGACCCGCUUCACAGGAGGAGAUGAGACUGGCUUGUCACAGCCUGCCCAUCAGGUAUUAUAACUGUGUGCCCUUCGCUGGCUGUGUGUUCGUGGGGCCGUCGAAGCUGUCGUCAUGCCAACCCAGAGUCAAGACGUUUGAGGAGCUACCAAUGGAAACGGCCUGGUAUAAAACCCACAACAACGGAGACAACCAGACAGACAGUGGGAUGGUUCUGGCGUCGGAGGAGUUUGACAUGAUCCAACACGAACACAGAGGAGCCAAUAGUACAGAGCGCCUGGUGGUAGAGUCCAGCGGUAGCUCCGUUAGUUCCAGACACCGACCAGCCUUCCUCUCCCAGCUCUCUGGCCAGACCUUUUACAACAACGAGUAUGGUCAGCUGUCAGAGGAGGGCAGGGUCCUGGACUUCUUCUCCUCCCCUGAUGAUACACGCUGCCUCGCAUCCUCCAACCUGUGAUGUC